AUGAUACGCGACGCAGUACUGGAGAACGAAUUCCGAAAGCUGCCCAAUCCAACGUCGUCCAGAAACGACAAACUGGUGCACAACCUGUCGUCAAAGGAGCUGACGAAGGAUAAAAUGCAGGUUUUAAGGCACGAAGCUUCAUUCAAGACGACUGACGCCAAACCUGUUAACAUGAUUGCAGCAGUGGAAUCAAUCCUUAGUCAGACGGAGGCCACUGAGGAGACUAAGAGCCUCCUCAGACACCAAGUGUCGUCUCUCCCAAUGGGCCACAGGCCGCGGAAAGUGCUUUCCAAGGCUGAACGUGAUGCGCUUAGAGAACUCAAGGCCGACAAAAACUUGGUCAUCGUUCCAGCGGACAAAGGACGCGCCACAGUUGUACUGGACAGGACAGACUACCUUCAAAAAGCCAAAGGUUUACUGGAGGACCGACAGUUCUGUGUCCCAUGUGCAACGAACCCUGUAAAAGCGCUGACACGCGAAAUCAAUCCUACGUUGUUGGCCUUGAAGAACUCAGGUGCAAUAACAUCGACCGAGAGACGCAUGGCGAGACCCCAAGAUACGGCUUUGGCCUGA
Messenger RNA from Spirometra erinaceieuropaei, 573 nucleotides. Lineage: Eukaryota; Metazoa; Platyhelminthes; Cestoda; Diphyllobothriidea; Diphyllobothriidae. The record is from the annotation of a GenBank genome assembly.